This is a messenger RNA of Owenia fusiformis, 1681 nucleotides long. NCBI's taxonomy places the organism in Eukaryota, Metazoa, Annelida, Polychaeta, Sabellida, Oweniidae. The record is from the annotation of a GenBank genome assembly.
UGUAUUUCCAGGUCAUUGUGUAAGUAAACUCCGAGCAACAGUGGGACUGAGCACAGCAGUUGUUUAUGGUUCGCCGUAUCGAUCUCCAGGUACAUUGCCAAGCCAUAAAACAGUUAUAAACCGUGGCACAGUAUCUCAUAAAUUCAGCAUAGAGGUUUUACAGAAUAUUAAUUAGUAUAAACUUCAUUAGGAGACUAUACUAGAGACUUCGUUACUAACUCGAGUGAUACUUCAUAUCAUCAACACGGUAUAUUACGACAAGAAAUUAAUGCGAGCUCAAAUAUAAUAUACCACUUUGGAUAUUAAGCAAUGGCAGAUGGAAGUAACGGUGAUUCGUUUCCUGAAAUAGUUGAAUUAAACGUUGGAGGAGUAUUUUAUACGACAUCAUUAUCUACGCUUAUAAAGGAGGAUAAUUCACUUCUGGGACAAAUAUUUACAGGAAAAGCUAAAAACUAUCUUGCGAAAGACUCCAAAGGAAAAUAUUUUAUUGACAGAGAUGGUGUGUUGUUUAGAUAUAUUCUGGAUUAUUUGCGCAAUCAAAAACUAGUUCUCCCGGAAAAUUUUCACGAAAAAGACCGAUUAAAAUCCGAAGCGGAACAUUUCUUAUUGCCGGGAAUGGUUAAAUGUAUCACGUCGCAACCAGCAACGAAUAAUAAAACCCCAAAUGGCCCCAUUGUGAAUAGUGUCUCCAAUUCCAAAUCGACGACUGAUCCAUCAUCAAAAGCAGGAGUUAUCACGCUUGGAUAUAGAGGCACGUUUGCCUUUGGUCGAGAUGGCCUUGCAGAUGUGAAAUUCCGGAAAUUGACCCGUAUUCUGGUUUCUGGCAAAGUCUCGUUAUGUCGAGAAGUGUUUGGCGAGAGUUUAAACGAGAGUAGAGAUCCAGAUCGAGGCAGCAUUGAUAGGUACACAUCCCGGUUUUUCCUGAAGCACACCUUCAUGGAGCAAGCUUUUGACCUGUUGUUUGAGAAUGGUUAUGAAUUAAAAGGAUGCUGCGGAACCGGGACAAACGGUGCCGGUGAGCUAAAACCCGGCAUGGAUUCAGAAGAAAAUAGAUGGCAACAUUACAAUGAAUUUAUUUUUUACAGACAUUGAGAUAUAUCAAGAAAUACAGUGUAUAUAUAAAUUAAGGGGAUUCAGACAUACUGUAGGUUGUACAUUGUAUUAAGCAUUACCAUCACAAUUACGCAUGCGCUUUUAGCUAUAGAGAUAAUCGUUAAUUUUACUAACGAAUACCACUGUAUGAUCGUGAUGACUACACGUAAUCGAGGGGAUAAUAUUGUGAAUGCUCAAGUUAAGUUGCAUCAUACGUUGGAUACAGUAAUGUAAACAUGUCACGUCGAACUAGAGGUUGUCUUGAUAUUUGAGAACACCGUAUCUAAAUAGACAUUUGGGAGACUGUAUUAAAACUAUUCAUAGUGAAUAUUUGUAAAUAGACAUCAUCUACAAUACAUAGUAGCAUUAGCACUGUAGGUAUUACCACUUACUGUUCAAACGAAAACCUAAUGGAAUAAUUCCGAUGUUGAAUCUUCUGUGGAGGGGAUUCUUGCCAUAUAGAAGGAUACGAACAGUAAUACAAACCCUGUGAUAUAUAGCCAUAUACCAUCUAACCAUGAAAUACGCUUAUAUGGAUGAAAGGAUAGUUUCGAUAUCGAAAGCGAAAGUUUCGUUUAGUAAAUUAAGU